AUGCCAAGUAGGGAUGAAGCCAGCAUCACUAGACUUAUUAAGGUUUUGAAAUCAUUCGGUUUGCGAGAAAGCGAUCCACGUCUGCGACAGAUGAUGGAAAAGAUGAAAAGUUUUGAGGACGAGGAUGAUGACGCACGAAAUUUUCUUCUUCCUCGCGAUAAAUUUAAAGAAUGCGUUCACCCAUCAAUGCACUUGAUCUCACAAGCGCUUCGGAAUCAUCUCAUUAUUCCCAGUUGGGGAGAGUUUUGCGGUCAAAUUAAGACCAUAUUUGAGGAGUGCGCUCAUGUGAAGGACGGCUACGUAGCAACCUACAUUCCACAGCUUGCCAGACAGGACCCGGAUAUUUGGGGAUUGUCAAUUUGUACCAUUGAUGGUCAACGGGUGUCUUUUGGAGACUCGAAACUACCAUUUUGUGUGCAGAGUGUGUCGAAGGCGUUCAACUACGCCAUAGUAUCGUCGGACCUGGGCGCUGACUUUGUUCAUUCCUACGUUGGCCACGAGCCAAGUGGUCGCCUUUUUAAUGAGAUCUGUUUGGACUCUAACGGCAAACCGCACAAUCCACUCAUCAACGCAGGCGCGAUCAUUGUGACGUCGUUGAUUCGAAAUCAUCUCACGAUGGCCGAUCGCUUCGAUUUUGUGCUGAAUGAGUACAAAAAACUUGCUGGCGGAGAACAUGUUGGGUUCAACAAUGCUACCUUCCUUUCUGAAAGGGACACCGCUGACCGGAAUUAUGCUCUCUCGUAUUACAUGAAGGAGAACAAGUGCUUUCCACCUGGCACACAAGGUCUGCGUGAAGAGCUAGAUCUUUACUUCCAACUCUGUUCGCUGGAAACAACCUGUGAAACGGCUGCAGUCAUGGCAGCUACGCUUGCAAACGGAGGCAAUUCCUUGUUUCUCUGCGUCUGUCCGCUUACCGACGAACUGUGCAUUCAUCCUCGCUCGUGCAGAGAUGUACUGUCAUUGAUGUACUCAUGCGGAAUGUACGAUUUUUCCGGGAAGUUUGCAUUUCAGGUAUGCCAGUAG
Angiostrongylus costaricensis is the source of this 1023-nucleotide messenger RNA. Lineage: Eukaryota; Metazoa; Nematoda; Chromadorea; Rhabditida; Metastrongylidae. The record is from the annotation of a GenBank genome assembly.